AUGAACUCCGUGCAGCUUCAUUUACCCUCCCGCCCCCCUCCCUGUCGCCGCUCACACAGCCCCUCAAACGGUGACAAGAUUGAAUAUCCGAAAUUCUUGGAUUUCAGCAAGGUGCAGAAGCCUCGACAUCACUGGGAUGGAUCUCAGAGAGAAAUUGUUUGUGUUGCCAGACGUUUCUACUCCCUGACUCUGAAGCAAGAGACUUCAAUUUUUAAUUACAUGUUUGCAUCGGAUCUUCAAAAAGAAGGAUUCCUCAGUGGCCUGCCUGUCACUACCCUCAACUCACAGUGUCAUGACAUGGUUCGAAACAAACACCCCAUAUGGGUUUCGGUUAACUCAUCACCACAUUCUCAUGGUGGUGAUGAUGAGUACAGGGAAGCCCGUCGCUUGAUUGAGAUGGUUUGUAUAGAGUUGGGUAUUGAAAUCAGCAAAAAGCCAAAUACAUACCCACAGGUCAAAGGAUGCCAGCUCCUGAAGUCAUUUUUCAAUAUCCCUGAUGCCAAAAAGGCCGAUGAAUUGAUGCUUGAACAGACACUUGAAACUGAAACUGAAGCUGAACUCGACACUGAACCGCAACAUGAAAGAACCCCUAGUACCAACCUGAACUCGAGACGACGCACUCUGCAUAAAAAACCAUUCAAAGGAGAGAAGCCCAGGAUCGUAUACCGAUUUCACAAUGCACAGAGUAGGGGGAUUAACAGUCCUAGUAUACGUGCUGCAGUCUGGGCCACUGGUCCAUCUCAUAUUCAGCAUCCAUCUCUCCUUGACCAGCGCAUUCUUGCAAAUCUGGCGAAGUCCCACCUUUCAAAAUAUACCAUACCAUCUCCAUUUAUUUCAACAUAUGCGAUCCUCCUGCCAACAAUUCAUAGAAUGUUGACCAAAAGCAACUGUUCAAUGGUCUCAAUUAUAGAUGCAUCAAAACUCAAUCAGCAAAUACUAUUUUCUGCCCAGGAGCUAUUAGAAAAGGAUCCUCUCAGCCCUGAAAUCACCAAAGUGGGGUAUUUUGGGUGGCAGGAGUGGUUAGUAUGGGGGAGCAUUUCCGAAGAGGCAAUUGUCUGCACUAUCUCUCAUUUACAGCUUCUGAACAUUGUUGACUUGAAUCCUGACAUUGAGUCUGUGCUUCAAACCCAAACAAUCAAGCUUUAUGUUCAUAACCGCCUUCCACUUAAAACAAAACUCAGAGCUUGCCAGACAAAAGUCGAUGCGCCACAUGGCAAGGUAAUUGGGAAAUUUCUCAGAAUGGUCAACCUUCCCCUGGAAUAUAUUGAAGAUGUUGCACUCGGAAUCACCCGCGGCUGGCUCUUUACCCGCAGCCACACGAAUACGAACGAUGAGUUUCUAGGUGGAGUACGUCAGGGAUAUACGGAGUAUUCGGCUUAUGUGACACCUCCAAUUACACCUCAGAAGCCAGAAAAGCAGCCCGAAAUAAUUGUGAUCGAUGAUGAGCUCAGCAAGGGAGGGGUGACGCUGGACAGAUUUCAGGAGGAACUGAGACGAACCGCAGAGACAGAACCCGAAUCCGAAUCCGAAACACCUGAGGGACAUCAUUCCGAGAGGGGUUACCAAUGGGAAACCGUGGAUGUUGAGAUGAAUGAGGGGAAUGAGAACUUUACGAGAGUAUUCGAACUGGACCGGGAGAGAGUUAAUCGAGUGAUGGGAUGGGAGAACGAGUAG
Paracoccidioides lutzii Pb01 is the source of this 1674-nucleotide messenger RNA. RefSeq lists its product as hypothetical. The transcript has a single exon. The record is from RefSeq and is a predicted model, not a curated record. The coding region runs from base 1 to 1674 and encodes 557 amino acids.